GGCCAGUUUAGAUUUAUUGUCUGGAACGUGAAUUAUUUAAAGCACAGAACGUCGAAUUCUUUAGGUUCGAAACAUUCAAUUGUUAUUUCACCUUUGUGCGCACCUGUAACGUGAAAUGAUGUAAUGCAACAAUAGUUUACGCCAGAGGAAGGCGUUGCAAGCUUAUUUCUAACAUGAAACACAAAUUUGUUGCAUGUUUCGGAUGGUGAGGAAGGCGGCCUGUGUGAUCAAGAAUUCCUCUCGCUUGGUAUAAGGUGGCGCACCUGUCGUUUGUCAGAUCACCGUCCCAGGUGUCGGGCACUUCCGUGAGUUUCCGCGACCUGACGGGAAGAGGCGAGGCGCCAGAACCAGUUCAUUGUGUCCGCACUUUGUCAAAGCAGAAAGAAAGGAGCGUUCACGAGAAGGACCAGAGAGAGAAACGGGGUGAGAGAGUACGCCAGCUUCUCUGCAUGUGACACCACUGACUCCGCAUAUACCCUCGCCAUGAAUGGAAACACCGCGCCGCCUUGUAUUUUCUCUCUUACGUUGCUUUUCGCAACAAAUUUUCAUUUCAGAGUGACAGCUGAAAAUCUUCCACUGUGCAAAGAGUCAGAUUACUACUAUAAAUACACAGAGUGUGAUAGUCAUGGCUCCAGAUGGAGAGUUCCUGUGCCUCAUAUUCCGGGAAGCUGCAUAGGACUGCCGGACCCUGUCAAAGGGACAUCAUGCUCUUUCUCCUGUGGAGCUGGUCAGUUCUUAGACAUGAAAGAGCAACUGUGCAGAAAGUGCAUCGCUGGUACUUACUCCCUCGGCACUGGCAUUGAAUUUAAUGAAUGGGAUACAGUCCCACCAGGAUUUGUUCUUUCAGCAGUAGCUCAAGACGCAGCAGAUGAAUACUCAACUGGGAACUGUACCAUGUCAAAAUGGACUCCCCAAGGUGACUUCAUAGCUUCCAACACAGAUGAAUGCACCGCCAUCCUGAUGUACGCAGUGAACCUGAAACAAUCUGGCAUGGUUUCAUUUGAAUAUCUGUAUCCCGACACAGGAAUAUUCUUUGAAUUCUUUGUUCAGAAUGACCAGUGCCAAGCAACAGAAGAUGAAGAUAAAUGGAUGAAAAAAACAGAAAGAAAUCAAUGGAAUAUUCAUACAGUCAAUCUGAAUCGUGGUAAUAAUGUCUUGUAUUGGCAAACAACAAGGUUUUCGCUGGGCCUGGAAAUGCAAAAGCCAGUUCUCAUCAGAAACAUUCGUAUCACAGGGGUGGCCUAUACAUCAGAGUGCUUUCCUUGUAAACCUGGUACAUUCAAUUCAAACAUUGGAUCCUCUCAUUGUGACCUGUGCCCACGAAAUACUUACUCUCCAAGAGGAGCAACCUCAUGCGUAAAUUGUUCUCCAGAUGAAUAUUCAGAACCUGGGUCAGGAACAUGCAAGAAACGUUCUCCGUGCUCCGAGAAGGACUAUUUUUUCACACAUACGCCGUGCAAUGCUGAAGGAAAGACUCAGAUGAUGUACAAGUGGAUCGAGCCCAAACUGUGCAGUGAAUCUAUGAAAGGAGCAGUGUUGCUUCCUGCUUCGGGAGUCAAGAAGCCCUGCAAGCCUUGUAACCCAGGAUUUGUCCAAGUCAACUUUACUGGCUGUCAGCCUUGUCCUCUUGGCUCUUACUCAGAUGGAUCUGAUGCUUGUACAAAGUGUGCUGUUGGAACUGAACCAAUGCUGGGCUUUGAAUACAAGUGGUGGAAUUCUUUGCCAAAAAAUAUGAACACCUCCUGUUUCAGUGGGAUUAAUGAAGACUGUGGAGUAGUGAGCGGGUGGGAGGUUGCUGGUGACCAUGUACAUAGUACAGUAGCAGGAGCUGACAAUAAUUAUCUGACACUGACAAUGACAGUUCUUGGAUUUAGGCCACCACAGUCAGUAAUAAUAAAUGAUGACAACCCAGAAGUGGCUCGUAUCACAUUCGUCUUUGAGAUGGUGUGUUCAGCAAACUGUGAGCUACGUUUCCUGGUGGGUCCCACAGCAGAAAAUACGUGGACAGUGGAAAUCUGGAAUGGCUCAAAAGAAAAACAGUCCUACACAUACAUCAUUGAAAAAAGGAUGCCACUUGCUUUUGUCUGGGCAUUCCAACGCACUACUUCAUUUGAAGAGAGCAGAAAAUAUUCAUCUGAUGUGGCCAAAAUCUACUCUAUCAAUGUGACCAAUGUAAUUGGAGGUGUUGCAUCGUACUGCAGACCAUGUGCCCUUGAGUCAAGCUCCUCAGAAUCUUGCGUGAUGUGCUCUCCCGGACAGUACAUUGACAAGGAAUAUAACAAAUGCCAGCCGUGCCCACCAAACACAUACCUCAAAGCCCAUCAUCAGAUUGGAAAGGAGUCUUGUAUCCCAUGUGGACCUGGCACCCAAAGUAAUUUGAACCAUACCCUGUGUUACAAUGACUGCAGAUUUGUGCUUCAAGAAGGGGAGAAACCCUUGGAGUAUGACUUCAGCAAACUCAGCCACAUCACAAGCUUUAGAAGUGAACCCCGUUUUACUCCGAAAGGAGUACGAUUCUUCCGAAACUUCAAUAUAAGCUUGUGUGGAAACCAGGGAAGGAAAUUGGCUUCUUGUGUGGAUAAUGUAACAUUUGGUGACAUCUUUGAUGAUGACAAAGGCAUUGCCAGACCUAUUUCAUCUUAUAUCUGCCAGUCCACACUCGUUCCAUCCGAUCUGAUGGGACUGAUGUCAUCCCAUCCCACCAAUCUGGCCGAUCAUUUGAUAGGAGUAACUACUCAAACAGAGCUGGACAAUAUUACAGCUGCAGCCGAUCUCUUUCCAAAGGAAAAAGAUAGUACAUUACCUGAUAUUAUCUUUUAUUACAGAUCUACUGAAUCAACACAGAUUUGUAAAAAUGGGAGAGUGUCCACAGUCAGACUGAGAUGCAAUCCUGGAAGUGUCGGUUCGGGAACAAUUUCUGUACCAAAAAAGUGCCAAGAAGGAACAUGUGAUGGUUGUAUCUUUCACUUUCUGUGGGAAACAGCGGAAGCCUGUCCUCUUUGUUCAAAGAAUGACUAUCACGAGAUAGUGGGAGCAUGCAUUAAUGGAAUUCAGAAAAUUGCUUACGUAUGGUGGGAGCCGAAACUCUGUAAAGGAGGUGUUGCAUUGCCAGUUCAACUAGUGACAACAUGCAAGACAUUAGACUUCUUCUUGAAAAUUGGAAUUAUCUCAGGGACAAUUACCGCUUGCUUAUUAAUUGCCACAACAUGCUAUUUCUACAAGAAAAAUCGAAAAUUAGAGUACAAAUAUUCCAAGCUGAUGAUGAACACCAAUGCUAAGGAUGGUGAAUUACCAGCAGUUGAUAGCUGUGCCAUAAUGGAAGGUGAAGAUCUGGAAGAUGAUCUGAUUUUUAUGAGCAAGAAAUCUUUGUUUGGAAAGAUAAAAUCAUUUGCUGUCAAGCCUUCAUAUGCCCUUGAUCUUGACAUAGAAGAAUGCUUUGCACUAGGAAACGCUCUUUGACUGAAGCACAGAGUACUCAACUUAGAUAGAAUGAGAACACCAGAUGGUUUUGAUUCUGUUCCACUGAAAUCUUCCUCAGGAUCAGCAGACAUGGAAAUGUAACAUGAGAUCUCAAAUGCUCUGCUUUGUUGACACAUUCACUAAAGUGGCCUUCAUUGAGUCAUGUUUAAACUAAGAAUGCUGUAUUUUAAAAAGCUCUUAUUAGAAAGUUAAAUAUAAAUGAAGAUCCUUUUGUAUAAAUGAUAUAAGUAUUGAUUCAUGGUGGCCUUACUACUGUAUCAUUUAUGUACUGAGAUUUUAAAAAGAUUAAUUUAUGCUCAAAUCUUUAAAAUGACCAGAUAUUAAUGAUAAUCAUAAUUACUCAUUCUGGGACCAAUUAUUAAUUUUUCUUUUCCCCAGAAUUAUGAUUUAAGUUUUUAAGUAAUGAAACUAAAAGACUCAACAACUUGAAGAUAUCACCAGCAUGUCUUAAAAAUACGCACUGAAAUGGGAAGGACACAUGGCUCAAAUACAAUUUCUUAAUGUGACCAAAAUUUGAAUUGGUUUUAUUGCUGGGUGUUGCUAUUUCUCUUUCUUAAUCCUCAGCACCUCUUCUUAAGAUAGCUAUUUUACACAGGCAUCUCUUCUAAGUUGCAUGACUUCUGCUUCAAACACCAAACAAAACUGAAAACCUGAAAAUCGCCAUGGAAGCUAUGCUUCUGCCUUAGAACCAACAAUAUCCAAGAAGAAUAUUUGCUUCUAUCCCAAUUAUCUAGUGUGAAUAUCUGCAGUAAUCAUUUGGAUUAAGCAAUUGGCUGUUUAGCUAAUAUUAAGAAAUCAGUGUUUAUUGCUGAUAAGUUCUUGUUUAAUCAUUAUAUAAAACACUUCUGGUUCUCAACUUAUCUUCUUGCUGUCUGGAAAAUGGCUGGAUUGCACGAAGGAAGGCAAUUUCAGUUCACUCUGCUUCACUGCUAAACACGCUGGUAUGUCAUCUACAGGUAUGCAGAACAAAUUUUAGCAACGUUAAUACAAUAGGAAGUAAUUUACAGAAUAUCUUCUGCACAAUGAAAUUUCUCAAGGACUUCACAGGAUGAAGUUUGAACUACAUUGGCCAAAAGCAUGGUGAUUAAGGUCAUUUUUAAGGAGAGCCUUCAAGGGGGUGAAGAAGCAGUGAGAUUUGGGGGUUUAGCACCAAAAUGGUUGAAGAGGCAACCACCAAACCGAAACCUUUCAAAAACAGAAUAACCACUAUAAAAAAAAACCUGAAGUAGCUUUAUGAUGAACUUGCGGGAAAUAGGGCUGUAUUUAUAACAAAAAUCUUGCCACUCAACAGUGCAGUCCUCUCCCUCCCUGUAUUUGCAUACAAAGGAAUGAAUUCUUUUUUAAAUAAAGGAACUCAAUGAGGAUAUUGGAAGCUCUGCUUGAGAGAAGGCCACACUGAGCAUUAUUUCCACGUUACAGCUUCAUUCAACAUGUUUUACAACACACCAGAAGGAGUAGGUUUUGCCUCAAUCUCCAAAAAUAUUUUUUUUGGAAUUUGAGGAAAUGUUGUCCAUGAUUUGUUGCUAAAUUACAAAGAAUUUGUUUAGGACAUUAACACUGCACCACAUCCUUGUCCUUUCCAUAUUUUCCUUUUGCAUUCCAAUAUUAGUUGGCUCUAUAAUUCAUGUUGUUUUUAAGCACAGUGCAUGCAAAAAAAAAGAUAUUGUUAUAAAAGUCCUACUUUGAUGCUGAUUCAAUUAAAGAUAGGUAUCUCAAAGGGUUUUUGAUUCUAUACAUGUGCCAUUUUUCUGUAUGAAAAUGCUUUACAUAUGUAGAGCAAAAUUUUUGCUUUCUUCCACUUAGUUUAAUCUUGGCUGAUCAAUGAUCCGAAGGUAUUUUAAUUGGCUUUCAAAAUUGUAAAGAAAUUUAUAAAUGUGGUUGCUUACUCAUCACCUGAUGUAAAUAGCCACCAGCUCUAAACCCACUUCAAAGUCAAGACAGUAUUAUCAUUCCUGACGAAGGGUCUCGGCCCGAAACGUCGACAGCGCUUCUCCCUAUAGAUGCUGCCUGGCCUGCUGUGUUCUACCAGCAUUUUUUGGGUAUUAUCAUUCUCCUCCUUGAAGGCAUUUAUUGAGGGUGAGGUUGUGGUGAUUACUACCUGCACGUUAAUUCCUCAUAUUACUGAGGUCAUAUUGGUUGCAACUCAAAUUUGCCCUUAGCAUUAUUGCAACAUUCAAAUAAUUUUUCUAAAAGAAUGUUGCAAAUGUCUUUAUUGCACACUAGAUGUACUGUCUUGAUUGGAAGAAACCUGAAAUUUGUCUUGGAUGUUAGGGUUGCAUUGGAAAGGCUUGUGCAGUAGCAAAGGGAAUAUAAGCUUAUCUUCACUCGCUGAGGUGAAUACCUGUUCUUAGCCAAUGGGAUAUCCAUUACUGUAGCUAGCUCUCCAAGCUAAUGACAGUUGACUUCAAUUAGUCCAUGCAUAAUUCUAUUUGCAUUGCAAAAUAAGGUCUUGUACUUAAAACUCUCCAGAAAGACUAUUUAUUUUCAAAUAGGACUAUCUUUUGACUAUAAAAUGUAGUCACUGUAUUCACACUUACUCUAAUUGUUUACCACUUCAAAAUGUGUUAUUGAAUCAGAUCUCAGUAUUGUAAAACUAUAAGUUUGUGCAAACCAUCAAUUUGAAUCAUUGCAGCAGAAUUGCUAAGGAUUAGCAAGUCAUGCUCAUUUUGUCAUGAAAUAUUCUCUCUCCUUGAGAGAUAAGUAACCAUGCCCUGUGAAUAAAUCUCGAAAGCAUCCAGCCUUUUAAUUUGGUUUGAAAAAUCUACAUAAUCAGCAAUUAUGUGAUCUGCAGAAGGAAUAUUCCCUUUGUUUAAACUCUACUUUGCUACUGCUGAAAGUCUCAUAGAUUGAUCGCUUUCCAAGACCAGUUCAAAGUUAUUGUCAAAGUACAUGUAUGUCACCAUAUUGAAUGUUGAGAUUCAUUUUCUUGUGGCAUUCUAUGGAGAACAAAUCUAUAGGAUAAUGACUAACAGAAUCAAUGAACGAUUACCCAACUAGGGCAUUCAAAUAGUGUGCAGAAAAGAACAAGUUGUGCAAGUACAAAAAGAAGAAUCAACAAUAAUAAAUACAUAAGUAAUAAAUAUCAAGAACAUGAGAUGGAAAUUCCUGGAAAGUGAAUACACUGGUUUCAAUGAUGAGGCAAGUGAAGCUAUCCCUUUAGGUUCAAGAAUCUGAUGGUUUUGAGGGAUAAUAACUGUUCCUGAACCUGGUGAUGUGAGCCCUGAGGCUCCUGUACCUUUUUCCUGAUGGCAGCAGUGAGAAGAGGGCAUGACCUCGGUGGUGGGGCUUCCUGAUGAUGGAUGCUGCUUUCCUGUCCCUUCUGUCAUAAACACUAAUCAGGUCAAAGUUUGUGAUAUCAAAAUAAUUUGUGUUCAAAUUUCACUCGCUGAACUUCUCAACUUGUGUUUGUUCUGACUUCCUUUCUCUUAUUUGGAUAGAUUUCCUUCCACUAGUUAUUGUCCUCUAAUAACAUUGCCUGCUUAAGAUGACAGGAAUCAGAAUCGGUUUUAUUGUCUCUGGCAGAUGUUGUGAAAUUUGUUGUUUUGCAGCAGCAGUGCAGUGCAAUUCAUAAAAAAAAAUACUAUAAGUUACUAUACAGAAAAAAGUAUCAAGGAAGACAUAAUGAGGUAGUGUUCAUGAACCAUUCAGCAAUUGAUGGUGAAGACACAGAGCUGUAUUAAAAACAUUGAGUGCAGGUCUUCAGGCUCCUGUACUUCCUCCUUGAUGGCAGUAUAAGAAAAGGAAAUUAGUCAUAUGACAGACACCUGCCUAGAUUUGGACAUGCUCAAUAAGAGUAACUUAUCUUCAGACUGUCUUUCUCUCCUGUGCAACAUGAUUUGUCCCACAAUGACAUACAGUAGCUGAAAUCAGGAGCUUAAUUUCUUAAUUGUCAAAAUGAAUCCAAACUCAGGUUGGAGGAACAACACCUUAUAUACCAGCUGGGUAGCCUCCAACCUGAUGGCAUGAACAUUGACUUCUCUAACUUCCGUUAAUGCCCCUCCUCCCGUUCUUACCCCAUCCCUGAGAUAUUUAGUUGUUUGCCUGUUCUCCACCUCCCUCUGGUGCUCCUCCCCCCACCCCCCUUUCUUUCUCCUGAGGCCUCCCAUCCCAUGAUCCUUUCCCUUCUCCAGCUUUGUAUCACUUUCGCCAAUCACCUUUCCAGCUCUUAGCUUCAUCCCACCCCCUCCGGUCUACUCCUAUCAUUUCGCAUUUCCCUCUCCCCCCUCUACUUUCAAAUCUCUUACUAUCUUUCCUUUCGGUUAGUCCUGACGAAGGGUCUCGGCCCGAAACGUCGACAUUGCUUCUCCCUAUAGAUGCUGCCUGGCCUGCUGUGUUCCACCAGCAUUUUGUGUGUGUUGUUAGUGUAAAUGGGUGUUUUUUGGAUGGUGUGGACUCAGUGAAUCCAGUAAUCUGUUUCCAUUCUGUAUGGCUCAAGAACUAAAAUUGCUAGCAACUCAGCAUCAUUUUAACAUAUUCAGCAUACAUCUAAUAAAAUUACAGAAUUUCCAGCUUUCUAUACUCUGAAAUAGUUUUAUCGUCUACAUUUUAUUCUACGUUAUUUUAUUGUGA
This is a messenger RNA of Hypanus sabinus (Atlantic stingray), 8049 nucleotides long. It is a transcript of the gene elapor1, whose product is annotated as endosome-lysosome associated apoptosis and autophagy regulator 1. The transcript has 23 exons. The record is from RefSeq and is a predicted model, not a curated record. Gene Ontology annotation, cellular component: late endosome; extracellular exosome; lysosome. Gene Ontology annotation, biological process: positive regulation of vacuole organization; autophagosome assembly. Lineage: Eukaryota; Metazoa; Chordata; Chondrichthyes; Myliobatiformes; Dasyatidae. Bases 484 to 3459 code for a protein of 991 amino acids.